AUGAACGUUGAUUCUCUCCCUUGUGAGACGCUUUGCGACAUCUUUCAUGAAUGUGUGCGCAACGAGCAUUGCAGGGAAGAAAACGUUGGGAUACCGAUAAGGAUUUCGAGCGUUUGUCGGCGAUGGCGCAACGUAACCCUCUCACUUGAUGUAUUCUGGACCUACUUGUGUUGUUACUAUGACGGAAGACACGGGAAACGAGUCAUUGAGAUAUUCGAUACAUGGCUCCGCAGGUCGAACAGGGCACCAUUCAACUUCGAAUUCAAAUGCAUUCUCGAGGGUGACGCAUCUCCAGAGCAAAUCGACGCAGCUGAAUACGUCAUUUUAGCGUUGAUCUCUCAUCAGUGGCAUUGGGGGAAAGUCGACUUUUUCUGGAACUUCAGAAAAUCAUCCAGCUUUCCGGGUAUAAAGCUCAACAAUAUGCCGAAAUUAACCUCACUUCGCUUAUCCUCUGAGCUCACAAAUAGUGAUGGAUUCGACGAGGAUGGAAGUGUCGAUCUUUCUCAGUCUUCGAAACUUGAUUAUCUACAUCUAGAUGGUCCGUUUCGUCUCAAAAUUGGAGAAAACCCCAUGCACUUGGCACGUUCGUUUUUUCUCAAUCUAUAUGGACUUUUCACGGUUCGACAGUGUGUAGAAUUUCUCAAGGCGGCUCCGAAUUUGAAGAGGUUUACGGUUGCCUUUAACGACACGCCCGAACCAUCUUUUGACGAGAAUCGUUCUGUCAUCCUGCGCAGCCUUCAAUUCCUUUCAUUGCAGGAUAUUUCUUCAGUCCUAGUGAUCGAUAAACUAGUCCUCCCCGCUUUGGAAGAACUUCAUUACUUUGGGGAUGAAGGCGGAAGUCUCUUGGCCUUUGUCGAGCAUUCCUUACCGCCAUUAACCCGGUUGGACAUUAGUGGCGCCUGUGCGGGCGAAGGAACGAUCGUGCACCUUCUACCUCUUCUCCCCCUACUUCAGGUGCUCAACUUGGCUCACGGUACCAUUUCAACACGGCUCUUUGAGACUCUUUCGGCGCCAAUCGGUGCAGGCACAGAUUCUCGGACUCGCGACAAACAUGACUACAUCUUAUGCCCCAAUCUUAGGUGGUUUUACUUCUGCGGAUAUUCAGUCGUGGGGGAUUUGCGUGAAUGUGCUGACGCAUUAUGCACCAUGCUGGAGUCACGUUGGAACGUUUUGAAGAUAUGGGACGAAUUAGUCGGCUGUGAUUGGCUUCUAUACCCGUUUUCUACAGCUGAUUGCGAAAGAGUGCAGCAUCACAUCCAAGACAGACAUUAUUUUCUUGCUAAAUGCGUUGGCGAUCGCGACCAAUACCUAUUCCAAUAUCGAGAUUGA
Messenger RNA from Fomitiporia mediterranea MF3/22, 1329 nucleotides. RefSeq lists its product as uncharacterized. The coding region runs from base 1 to 1329 and encodes 442 amino acids. The record is from RefSeq and is a predicted model, not a curated record. NCBI's taxonomy places the organism in Eukaryota, Fungi, Basidiomycota, Agaricomycetes, Hymenochaetales, Hymenochaetaceae. The transcript has a single exon.